AUGGGGCGCAUCUUCUUGGACCACAUUGGCGGAACACGUCUUCUCUUGUCAAACUGUGACACAAUCCUGACUAACCGGUCUGAGCUAAUCUCCAACACGAUUCACGGAGCCACAGGCAGAGCUUUCCUUUUCAAUAAGGUGGUCAACCUCCAGUACAGCGAGGUGCAGGACAGAGUGAUGCUCACCGGCAGACACAUGGUGAGGGACGUCAGCUGCAAGAACUGCAACAGCAAGCUGGGUUGGAUCUACGAAUUUGCUACUGAGGACAGUCAGCGGUACAAGGAGGGUCGCGUCAUCCUGGAAAGAGCACUGGUUAGAGUGAGUGAGGGCUUUGAAGAGCAUGUGCCCUCAGACAACUCCUGAGUCCCUGAGGUGGUAUUAAGUUGAGUGGGAAGGCUCACGCCUGUGCCCUCCUUUUCCUCUCCUUUGCCCCCUUGCAUCUGCGCUGCACCACCACCUGCAGACUUAGUGGUCAGUGAAGUUUCGACUUCACCCUCCCACGCCCCUUCUCUCUCUGGCCUAUGAUCUUAGAUCUUUGCUGAUUAAAGAUUGGGUGUGCUGGAUCUAUUCGUGCUGAAUAGACUUCCCCAGAAUACUUCAUGAUUUAUGUAUCACAGGGCAGUCACUCAAAACAGCUGGAAAUGCUGUUAGGGAAUUCGCUAAAGUGUUUAAGCGUUGUCACACACAGUUUUCAUCACAGCUCCACAAGGCAUGUGCCACAUUUUCAUGGUAAUUAAAAUAUGUGCAUGAUAAUAUGCAGGUCAGUCACAUUUUAAAUAAUAUUAGCUAGUUGUUUUUUUUGCCUGUGUAACAGUAGCCAGCGGAGGUUAGUAUGAUUGUCAUCCAAACAUGGGCAAAGCAACCAGCCAGUUCUCCAUGUUGCUGUUAAAUGAGCCAAACAUGCUGCUUUAGUGGUAUUUGUGCUUUUGUGUUGUAAAUGUGCUUGCACUGAAUACAUUCAAGACCACGAUAGUUGAUAUCAGUUACCCUUUCUUAGCUUGCAGUGUAGUGGAUGUAAUUGUGUUCUCAUCCCAAUGAUACAGUGAGGACUGCACAGAUUGAUGUCAUAUUUAAGUAUUCAUUGUUGUGCUUGGCGUAGUUUUCUUUAGAUUAGGCUCAUUAUUUUGAUGACAAUGUAUUUCAGAUGAACAGAGUAGACAAUUUGCUUAAUUCAGUUCCACCAGUCUUUACCUUACCAUGGAUUCUGUGCCUCUGGUGUGAAGAGCAACAUGUCACUUUAGUGACUUGUCAGGAGCAUGUUUUUUUCAACCGUUCAUUUCAGUGUGACACAAUGCCGCCUGAAACACGAUAGAGACAU
Messenger RNA from Archocentrus centrarchus (flier cichlid), 1318 nucleotides. RefSeq names its product protein yippee-like 5. The record is from RefSeq and is a predicted model, not a curated record. NCBI's taxonomy places the organism in Eukaryota, Metazoa, Chordata, Actinopteri, Cichliformes, Cichlidae.